Aureobasidium uvarum is the source of this 198-nucleotide messenger RNA. The record is from the annotation of a GenBank genome assembly. Lineage: Eukaryota; Fungi; Ascomycota; Dothideomycetes; Dothideales; Saccotheciaceae.
AUGAAAGAAGCUCAUAUCGACGCUGAUACAAAUGUCACCAUUCACGAUGUGCCAACACCUAAAAUUCUCGAUCCACAUCAGAUUCUUGUCAAUGUGGUAGUAUCAGGCUGCAACCCGAAGGACUGGAAGAUGCCUGCCGGUAUGCUUGUUACCAUUGGUUCCUGUCCCAAUAGCGGCGACGAUAUAGCAGGUGAUUAG